Messenger RNA from Myodes glareolus (Bank vole), 5908 nucleotides. Its product is annotated as NEDD4-binding protein 2-like 2. Gene Ontology annotation, cellular component: nucleus. Lineage: Eukaryota; Metazoa; Chordata; Mammalia; Rodentia; Cricetidae. Gene Ontology annotation, molecular function: transcription corepressor activity. The record is from RefSeq and is a predicted model, not a curated record. Gene Ontology annotation, biological process: negative regulation of transcription by RNA polymerase II.
AUGCCUGGCGCGAUCCCGCGGCUCUGCAUGGGAAAUACGAGUGGUGGCGGCCAUCUUGCGUAUGGAGCUGCUCCAGCACCGCAUCUCUCAAGCUCGAUUUUGUGGUUGCGUCUGAGACGGUCUUUCACUUUUUCGGAGAUGCCUUAUAGUGAAAUUGAAGCUAAGUUUUUGGGCCCUGGAAAAGAUCUAACAAGGGAAUCGUGCUGUAAGAAACUGAAGUCAGCUGCAGGUGAUUGUGUUUUCUCCCGUCAAGGUGGUCCUGAUCGUCACAAACCCCAAGAGAAAACCAGAAAUAAUAGGGUCCCAGUGGCCACCAUUAACUUCAGAAGACGUCCUCCGGAAGACAAAGCCAGAACUCCAGAUGCCUUGACGCCUAAGGAGCUGCCUGAUAAUAAACUAGGAAGUGUUGAAUCCACUGAGUCACAAGCUUUGCAGGACGGAAAGCCCCCGUCACUCUCCAGGGACGAUGGAAUCUAUAGCACAAGUAAAGCGUUCAUAGGUCCAAUUUACAAACCCCCCGAGAAAAAGAAGUGCCGGGAAAGGAAGAAUGAGAUGGACACUUUGAAUAGAACAGAUGACAAAAGAAGACGAGAAGAAAAACAGAAACUUAACUCCAAAAAAUUGGAGAUUGACACGGAACUAUCCCAGUUUUACAAAGAAAUUGAAGAGCUAGAAAAUGAAAAUGAUACUUCACAAGGCAGUAGUGAGGUCCCAGAACCUUCCCAGGAAAAAAUUAUUCCUAAGGGCCAGGCCUGUGAUACCUUAAACUCUGAGGAAGCAAAGAAGGAUCUCAGUAAUGCUCUCCAGUCACAUUGCGAUUACCAGUGGUACCUGGAGGAUGAACCAGGCCAAUAUCCCUGUGACGAACAACUGAUGCCUACUUUUUGUGAGACUUCAUUCCCUUCCUUCAGGCCUGAAUGGCAGGCAGUACAUCCUUUCGUCAUACCUCAUGGUCCUCCUCUUCCCAGUUUUAAUUACCAUUUUAAUAUUCAACGAUUCAAUGCCCCACUAAAUCCACCACCAAAUAUUUUCCAUGGGCAAGAGGACUUUCAGGUGCCAAGUGGGUGUUACGUGGACAGUUGUCAGGGUAGCUGGAGCAGUUUGACUUUUGAACAGAACGAUGAGUAUACUAACUAUGGUGUGACUAGCAGUAAUGUUCAUCCCUUUAGAGAUGGCUACAGUGGACAAGAUGAAAGUGUGAGUAACGGUUUCAGUGAAAUGAGAGAGUGCUGGAGAGAUCCUUCCAUGGAAGAGCACACUGGAACAGACAGGUUUGUGAACCAGUGGUUUCCAGAAGAGAAGUUAAAUAAAUUGCAGAAAUUACUUAUUCUUUUGCGAGGCCUCCCUGGGUCUGGAAAAACAACGUUGUCUCGAAUUCUGCUUGGUCAGAGUCGCGAUGGCAUCGUGUUCAGCACUGAUGACUAUUUUCAUCAUCAAGAUGGGUACAGGUACAAUGUUAAUCAACUUGGUGAUGCCCAUGACUGGAACCAGAGCAGAGCAAAACAAGCUAUUGAUCAGGGGAGAUCUCCAGUUAUAAUAGACAACACUAAUACACAAGCCUGGGAAAUGAAACCGUAUGUGGAAAUGGCCAUAGGAAAAGGAUACAGAGUAGAGUUUCAUGAACCGGAAACUUGGUGGAAGUUUGAUCCUGAAGAAUUAGAAAAGAGGAAUAAACAUGGUGUGUCUCGGAAGAAGAUUGCUCAGAUGUUGGAUCGUUAUGAAUUUCAAAUGUCCAUCUCUAUUGUGAUGAAUUCAGUGGAGCCAUCACAGAAAAGCAUACAAAGACCCCUCCCUCUCCCGGAGGAGCCGAGAGUAAAAGUUUUGAAGAAAAGUGGGUACAGGCCUGACAAACCCAAACAGAAGAGAAACAGAAAAGGAAAGAAAAGGAACAACAGUUUUAGUGAGAACUCACUUGCAACCUUAGGUCACCUUGCACCAGGAAGUCUUGGUCGAUCUCAGAGUGAAGGGGAAGGUUCUGAAGAGACAGGGAGAGAACCAGGGCACCCCUUUACUGGCAGCCUACAGAAUGAAGCAGAUUAUAUAAAUAGCAACGAAGAGCAAAGUUGGCAAGACAUAAAGAUCUCAAACAAUUCCCAAAACGGUGUGUCUACGGUUGAGUUGGACCACACACCUAAGCACUGCUUCCUUGAGGAGGAGGAGGACCUGGUUCUAACCUUACCAUCAGUACCAAGCGAAAGUUCUGCUUCUUGUCACACAAACACUCAGCAUCUUUCUUGUGUGGGGAGAUGUGACCGAGAUGGCUGCUCGGUCAUGAGGGUGGAAAUGCAUAUGAACAAUAGACAUAAGUCAGCCUUAGACACACAGGACAUAUUUGCUAAAACCCCAUGUUCAUUUACGCAGAAGACGGAGAUGAUGGAUAAAAACCGCCUGGAUGAGCAUGGUGGGACCAGAACAUCCGAGGAAGUUUUACAAAAGGAACAAGGAGUUAGAAGCAAUUGCUGGGCUUUUUUUACAGCUAGUUUGUCUGAUGAAGAAUUACAGAUAAGGUCCAAGAGUCAGCCACAUUUUGGCAGUUGGCCCAAAGGACCUCAUGAGUUCGUGUAUGAACAGAGACCCAAGAAAAACAGAUCUCAGAGACUGACCUGUCCUGAGAGUGAGGAACAACUUAUUCAGUUGGUUUCCACCUCUGAAGGAGCAGCAGUCUCAGGAAACUGCCCAGAAAUACCAAUGGAGAAGCAACUUGGAGAUCUGUCACCUAAAGCUGAAGUGGUAGAUUUACCCAGAAACUCAGAAACAAAUACCUUCAGCACCUGUGUCCCCCAUCCGAUCUCCCCGGAGUAUCCCUUAGAAUCAGCAAGGGGUACACAAGGGAUGCAAAGGAGGAUUUGCAGUUUGCCACCUGCCAACCCUGAAGCAAAGGAAAAAUGUGACCUCCUGACAGAAAAUCAUGAGCUGAACACGUUUUGGGCCGAGGAAGAUAUUUCCAAAAUGAUCAAUAAAGAUGAGACAAAGCAAAAAAUGAUCGCUGACUGUCAUCUGCCGUGGUUUUAUCUUGAUGCCCUUCAUGAUUCUCUAAGUAUUGUCCAGCAACCUUGUUCUUAUCGCCUGUCAUUUAACAGGGUCGGGUGUGCUGUGUAUUUUUAUAAAAAUCCUGUCCCUUCGCUCCUGCUAUAUUACCUGUCUAGCUUUUGCAUGCUAUCUUUUAACAACGGAAGAGCACUUUUGACAUUCAAAUCUCAGAGAAGCAUGGGUAGGACCCUAGCCGACGGAAGAUUUAUCCCCUCAGACGUUCUAAGUGGCCAGCCUGCUGCUCUUUGCUCUUUGAGGAUUUCCCCUGAUACUCAGUUUUUAAAUGAGAAGCUGGAUGAAGAGCUGAAGACACAGGAAGGCCGAGAGCCAGUGCGCCGCCUACCGGCUGAGGACAGCCGGGAUUUAAUACGCAGGAGUCAUCAGUGCCAUGGGCCAUUAUCACAAGAGCUCGCCUUUCACCCAGUCAGACGUUUUGGAUCUCCUGGAGUUCCCAUAGAAUCCUUGUUACCUGCUGACCAUGUGAUGCCCUUUGACUGGAAGAUGCUCAAGAUGAUGCCUUUGCCAUGGAAGAUGCCACUAGAGAAAAGGCAGACGCCUCUUGGUAAAAAUGAAAAUCCCUCGAGCUGUAAGCACUUCUCAUCGCAGAGACCUCAAUAUGGCCAGAAGGAAAUGAGUGUUGACAUCGCCUGGUUGUAAUAGCGCAGAUGUAUUGCAGUUGAAGAGUUGUUGCCAUGGCAACCGUGUCUGUGCCAUUGCAUGUUCAAUGCUUCUCUUCAGUCGCACAUCUUUCUGUGAACUACAACAAAGCUUGGGUUGUUGCUCCCAAGAUUUAUUCCCCAUUUCAUUACUUAGAACGCGUUUCAGAGCAUUCUGGCGACACAGUGUGUGCGAGAUCCCCCACACACCACUGAUGUGUGACCAGAGCUAGGAAUUAGGACUGUAGGUUAUGUAUAAAUAUUGUAUAUUAGCAGAUGCUCCAAGGAAAGAGUUAGCCUGGAUAGAACUUGUGUCAUAUGCUAGACUUGACAUCGAGAGUGAUAUUAAAACAAAUAUAUCACACUUUCCCCGGAAUCUGACAUUAUGAAGUAAAUACAUCUGCUGGGAUUGUCAGUGUGUACAUGUCUGCGCUUGAUAAGAAAGGAAUGCACAUGUGUUUUGGCAUGUUUUCUCUUUUCGAAAAUUUUAACUCAUUUAUAAGCAUAAUUUGUGUUUGACUGUCAGUGAAAAAUAUGUGUAUACUCAGUAGAAAUGUUUUCCUCUUUCCCUGCUUCUGCUGGAAGACAGCAGUGGGUCCUCAGGAGGGGUGUGGAGACCCGGAGAGACAUCUAGAAUAAGAUCCGUGUGCUAAGAGAGUGUGGGAGCUCUGGAGAAAGGAUGAAACUUGCAGUUUGUUCCCCAGUGUAGUCAUAUUAGACAUUGCUCCUGAUGUUAAAGGGAAAGCAGCAAGCCUCUUGCAACCCUGCGGUUUAUGUGACAGAGUUGCAGUUAGGGGAUGUUUCCCUAACUCUGUGAGGUGGCCCUCGCAUGACACAGGAGGUACUGUCCAGGUAACGUGCAGUGAACUUGGCUUUGUGGCCCAUCUGCGAGUCUCUUCUCCAUGCUGCAUGUGACUGUUUUGUGACAAGGACAUGCUUUUCCUUUUGGUUCUGAAGUCACUCCUCCACCCCGCUCUGGCUGCGCUCCAGUCUCACCUGAGCAUGUCCCAGGUCUGUAGCAGCGCGCGUAACUGCAGUUACAUGAGAAAGAGCCUUCCGGUUUGGUUUGUCAUAAUGUAGUGACAAACAGGUUUUAAAGGGCAGAUAGAAAUGUAGGAAGAGGCGGCUAUAAGGAGAACCGGCUGGGCUGUAGAGGUCCCCAGGCUGUCUCUGCCUACUUCACAAGGCUCUGUGCUAGUUGCCAUGUGUUGAUAGUUGCAGUCCUUUGGAGAAGCUGAGACCGAGAAUGUGUUCUGGUGUCCCUGUCCUGGUGCUGCUGCCUGCUAUGUGACCUGAAAAGAAUUAAUCUCCUCACAGCCUCAGGUUUUUUUUUUUUUUUCUAAGUGUAAAAGUAAGUUAACAGUAUCACUUUCUAGUGGAGAUUUUAAAUGGGGAUUAAAUGAAAUAAGUGUGCCAAGUCCUUAGGAUAGUACCUGAGAAGGAGUGGUCUCUUAACACGGGUUCAUUUCCAUUCUUUCAACACCUCCUUGGGCAAAGCCCUCUGGCAGAAUAGAACUCAUGUGAUCUUGGGAGAGGAAAAUAUUGAGCCAGGAAACUUGCUUAACCAUUUGCAUAAAUUCUUGUAAUGAUCAUUAAUAACUUUUGUGCUGUAAAGAGCUGUACCUCAGGGAGUGAGAACAGGAAGUAGCUGAGAUGGGCAGAACCAGGGAGAGUGAGCGAAAGGGACAACACAGGUCCUAGAUGUUAGAAGAGUGACCAGGGUAGCAAAGAGGAGCUGGGGACAGACUCCUUCCUGCGGCAUCAUGUCUGCACGGGUGUGCGCUCGUAUGCAGGGGAGCUCUCCGCUUCCUGCCCUGCUGCUGGUGGUCCUGACCACCGAGAAAAGCCCGGGUGCCCAGUGCUGACCCUCAGAGGUCCUUCCAGCGUGCGCCCGUUGGCCACCAGCCCUGGCAUGGAUAAUCACUCCAGUCGUUGCUCUUGAUAAGUUGUGUCAAUAAUGAAAGACAAUUUGCAAGCAGUAAGAGUUUGAACACUGCCCUGCCCAAUGCCAAGACCUUUGUCACAGCUUCAUUUUGCAGAGGAAAAUGAGGCACAGAAAGUUCUUUAAUUACUCCAAGAUUUGGAUGACAGCAUGUAUGCAAAUAUUGGACUGUGGCCACAACUCUAGAAUUAUGAAAUCCCAAAAGGUUCCAAAAUUCAAAUGUCAUUUUGUUUAUCCAAUCUUUAAAAAUGGUGACACAUACAAUAAAAUAAUUACCUUA